Molecule: messenger RNA, 2373 nt
Organism: Biomphalaria glabrata
Lineage: Eukaryota; Metazoa; Mollusca; Gastropoda; Planorbidae
Exons: 7
Coding region: 198-2069 (623 amino acids)
Biological process (GO): positive regulation of protein ubiquitination; regulation of cell cycle; negative regulation of apoptotic process
Cellular component (GO): nucleus; cytoplasm
Molecular function (GO): cysteine-type endopeptidase inhibitor activity involved in apoptotic process; ubiquitin protein ligase activity
Source: RefSeq, a predicted model, not a curated record
AAUACAUUAUUAGAAGUAUAGCUACAAUACUAGUUGUUUAUAGCCUAUAGAUUUAAAACCCUUUACUUGAUAUGACACACGUAGUCUAGAUGUCUAGAUCUGAUAAGGACAGUGUGGACAUCCUACUCCAUUUUAAUGUCUAAGUCAGUCACAAUUCAGUGCUGAUCCACAAAAUCAUCUACAUAAUAAAAAACAAAAUGAAAGUUGUAACUAAACACAAGAGAAUUCUGUCCUGGACGAACAUGGAAAGGAGCGCGACAUACAGUAAAAACAAAAAGAGUGUGUACAGAAGCAUAUUAACUCCCAAGAGAAGCUUCAAGUUUUUUAGCCUGAACUCUAGCUACACUCACAAGAAAAUGAAGUUUUCCUAUAAGCAAAUGUUAAUGAGGUUAACUAAAAGACUGGGACUCACCAGACGCUUUAACGAUCGUUCGGAAUCUCUAAAUUUGGGGCAUCUACUGCCGAUGAGUAAUAAUGUUCCUAGAGCAGCUCAGGGGACUGAUGCUGAAACACCUCCAGCUUCAGACAUAAAAUGGCGACGUCUUGUAAAUCUAAAAGACAUUGUUAAAGCAUUCAUUCCAAAUUGUGCUGUGCCAGCAGUGACAUUUGGUGACUCCAAUGAAGGCAUGUUAAUCCAGGGUUUACUUGGAUUAUUUAAAGACGUCUUGAUGAAGAGAAGUCUCUACAGUCGUAGAGCCCUUGUACAAAUUGUAACGGAUAGCUCAAACAGAUUGCUCAGGCAAUGCUCACCAAAUAGACAGACUCAACAAACUCAAGAUUUUGAUGACAGUCAGGCAGAGGUUGAUAAUAUUGAUGAGCACAAUGCUUCUCAAACAGAAUAUGUACAAACACAUAGUGCUUCUCAAACAGAAAACUUUGAUGACCUCAGCGCUUCUCAGAUAGAUAACUCUGGUGAUUCCAAUACUACCCAAAGAGAUAACUUUGAUGACCACAACUCUUCUCAAAGAGAUAACUCUGAUGAUCCCAGUGCUUUUCAAAUGGACCACAGUAAUGUACAAAGUUUGCAAGACUUGAAUGAAGCCAGCUCUAGUCAUGAUCCCCCAAAUAUCGGAACUUUGAAUUCGUUUAACUUCAACGAGUCUGGAACAUUAUCAGCAGAGAAUGAAAUAUUUCAAUCCCAGAGAGAAACAAGUGUCUCUCCACUUCUCGUGUCUCUCACUGAGCCGAGUAAUGAAACACCUGCUCAUAGCCCAGCCACCACGUCUGUAUUACAGCCUGGUACAGUCAGCGGCCAGAGCAGCAAUGCUUCCAUUUAUGACCAACUUGGGAUUGUGACAGAGAAACCACGAAGGCCACAAUAUGCACUGAAAUGUCAAAGGCUUGGAACAUUCGAGUCAUGGCCACAACAUCAUUUUAUGAAACCUGAAGAGCUUGCAACGGCUGGUUUAUUCUAUACGGGUCGUGUUGAUUGCGUCAGAUGUUUUUUCUGUGGUGGAGGCCUUCGGGAUUGGGAGCUAGGCGACGAUAUUUGGGUGGAACAUGCCAGGUGGUUUCCCAAGUGUGCCUACCUAAAACAGCACGUGAGUCAGGCAUUCGUGGAGACUGUACAGGAGCUCAACAGCAAGGACAGGAUUUCUCUUGAAGAAGUUAUCAGCAAAUUAAAAGAAAAGGCAGCAUUACGGAAAGACUUUAAUAUCCCUGAAAUAAAAAAUCAUUCAACAUUAGAAACACAGCCAGAGUUAUCAAACAAUUUGGAAGUUGUUAACAGAACGACACACGGGACGCACAAUCAACAGACGACUGGAGCGACCUCCGAUAUUUUGAUGAACAAACUGAAGCAAGAAGAAAGGCGAUCAGAUCUUGUAAAGUGUGGAGAAUGUGGUUCCAAUGGAAGUGGAAAUGAAUCAGAAAUAAUCAGCAGACUUCAAAAUAAAAACAAUCAUCUGCGUCAACAGUUGUUGUGUAAAAUCUGCAUGGGUAACGAUGUCGAGGUUGUGUUCCUGCCCUGUGGUCAUCUAGUGUCCUGUGCUGAAUGCGCUUCGGCCAUGAAGGAUUGCCCAGUCUGUAGAAAGUUUGUUAGAGGGACUGUCAGGGUUUACUUGUGCUAGAUAAUGGAUACACAUGUGUCUUAGAUUUCAGGAAACACGAAGUUUAAGUUGAAGUAGUGUUCAGUACACAAUAACUUUUGUGUUGAGUCCAAAUUAUGAUCACUCUAAAUUAUAUUAUGUAAAUACAUGUUAAUGCAUUUCACUUAUUGCAUUUGUUGAUAUUGUAAAUACUGUUUAUAAUGUUUUAUAAGUCAACGUGAUAAUGGACAGCUACUUUACAUUGAAAUAAUUGCAUUUUGAUUUAAUAACUUUACAUAUUUUUUUUUAUUGUUAAAAAAGUAUAAAUAAAAUCGAUUUGAAAAUG